GGUGAGAGACAUCUACAUUCCGAUUGGCUGGCGGUCAUUUACAGCUGAAACGCUACUAUCUCAUUUUCAUAGUUUAGCUGUUUUCAACUCUCAUUUACAGCUUUACAGCUUUAAAGCUAUCGCUCAAGCGUUUUAUCGCUCCUAUCGCUUUAUCGCUCAUGUCUAAUAGAAAGUGAAUGGGCGUUUAUCGCUCAAAACGCUUUACAGCUUUUGGUGUGAACGCACAGGAACUACUUCCGGGGAACACGUAAGGUGUGAUAUAAUAGUAAACAGAGGGACAAAGAGCGAUGUUUGCUCGAGGGGGGUGUCUCUCUAGGCUCGCAAGGGACGGUUGCCGAAGAAUGGGGAAUUUCACAUCCUCAUCUGCUAGUUUGCCUGGCCCAGGAUGUUCACAAUACGUCCAGGAGGUUGUGUCACAUAACUGUAUUGUGAUAUUUUCCAAGACGACCUGCCCAUAUUGUAGGAUGGCCAAAAAUGUGUUUAAUGAAAUCGGUGCAAAUUACAAAGUGAUUGAGCUGGAUGAGCAUGAUGAUGGCAGAAGAGUUCAAGAGGCCUUAGCUCAGAUGACUGGGGCCAGAACGGUUCCAAGGGUCUUCAUCAAUGGGAACUGCAUUGGAGGUGGUUCGGAUACCCAGCAGCUCCACCAGCAGGGGAAGCUACUGCCCCUCAUCGAACAGUGUGCUCCCUGCUGUACGUCCUCUGAAGGCUUGGGCAGCGGCCAUUUUGAAGCGACUAAAUGACUAACCGUUCUUGCAGUUUUAUCCGUAACUCUAUUUAUUGAAUGUAAUUUUGAUUGUACUUUGAACAUGGUACAUUGCUUAAGUAUUACCAUGUUAUUUGUUUAUAGCAAUAUAUUGAAUACUUGAUGUUACGUUACCAUUUUAUCCGUCUUAUCUAUGGUCGUACAGUCUUAUUAAAGCUGCCAUGUUUGAAAUAAUUACGUAACGUUUUAAUUUAUAGCAUACUGAUGCUGCAUGUCAUUACGCAGGAUCAUGUUUGCAAUAUUCCUACAUAUUUGACUGGAGCUAAAGUGGAGUAAUAAAUGCACCUAUACAAAAAUGUGCAAUUAAAGGAGCUCUUGUUUA
Gadus macrocephalus (Pacific cod) is the source of this 1085-nucleotide messenger RNA. RefSeq names its product glutaredoxin 2 (gene glrx2). The transcript has 5 exons. The coding region runs from base 288 to 740 and encodes 150 amino acids. The record is from RefSeq and is a predicted model, not a curated record. NCBI's taxonomy places the organism in Eukaryota, Metazoa, Chordata, Actinopteri, Gadiformes, Gadidae.